Molecule: messenger RNA, 1120 nt
Organism: Manihot esculenta (cassava)
Lineage: Eukaryota; Viridiplantae; Streptophyta; Magnoliopsida; Malpighiales; Euphorbiaceae
Product: nuclear transcription factor Y subunit B-3
Exons: 1
Coding region: 207-806 (199 amino acids)
Biological process (GO): regulation of transcription by RNA polymerase II
Cellular component (GO): CCAAT-binding factor complex; nucleus
Molecular function (GO): protein heterodimerization activity; DNA-binding transcription activator activity, RNA polymerase II-specific; RNA polymerase II cis-regulatory region sequence-specific DNA binding
Source: RefSeq, a predicted model, not a curated record
CACCUCCUCCUUCUCUGUCUCUCUCUCUCCCGAUACGCGCAUCUCUCUCUCUCUCUUCUCUCCUGCAGUCGUCUUCUCCAAUUUGCCGGCGAUUUUCUUCGUUUCCCAAUUUACCCCUUUCCUGCUAAGUUAUACCUCUUGUAUCCUGUAAAACCCUGGUAAAAGUGAGAUCUAAUUAGGCUUUUUUUGCUUGAAUUUUGAUUUUAAUGGCGGAUUCAGACAAUGAAUCAGGAGGGCACAACAAUAGCAACGCAAUCAGUGAGCUGUCGGCCCGCGAACAAGACAGGUUCCUACCCAUCGCCAACGUUAGCAGAAUAAUGAAGAAAGCUCUCCCGGCCAACGCUAAGAUCUCCAAAGAUGCCAAAGAGACGGUACAGGAGUGCGUUUCUGAAUUCAUCAGCUUUAUUACCGGAGAGGCUUCGGACAAGUGCCAGCGCGAAAAGCGGAAGACAAUUAACGGCGAUGAUCUACUUUGGGCCAUGACCACGCUAGGGUUCGAGGAGUACGUUGAGCCUUUGAAGAUUUAUUUGCAGAAAUAUAGGGAGAUGGAGGGGGAGAAGAGCUCCAUGGGUAGGCAAGGAGAGAAGGAUGGUGCUGGUGGGUCUGGUGGAGGUGGUGCCGCUGCUGGCGGUGGUGGGUCUGGUGGAGGGGUUAGUUCAGGCGGUGCAGGAGGGUUUAAUGGUGGCGGUCAAGGGAUGUAUGGAGGGAUGAUGAUGAUGGGUCAUCAUCAAGGGCACGUGUACGGCGCCGGUGGGUAUCAUCAUCAGAUGGGUGUUGGAAAAGGUGGCUCUGGCAACUCAAGGUAGGUGUUGGCGACGAUGAUCGAUCGUUUUUAGUAUUUACUAUAAAUUCCUUGUUGUGAAAGGAUUGAUUAACUAGUUUAGGUCUUUCUGUUUUUAGUUAGGUCUUCUGUUAAUUUUCUUGGUGGGAGAAUGUCCAGAGUUCAUAUAAUUACUGUAAUAUUGGAUAGUUGCUAUAUGUACGUAACAUCUAAUGAUAGAGAGAGUUCUAAUUUGAGGAGGGAGCUGGAGGAGGUAGAACUUCAAAAACCUAUUUGUAUGAUAAGCAUUAAUUUUCACAUUUUGGAGAAAAAAGAAAUAAAAAGGUUGUUUCUUGCGCU